This is a messenger RNA of Colletotrichum abscissum, 513 nucleotides long. RefSeq lists its product as uncharacterized. The record is from RefSeq and is a predicted model, not a curated record. The transcript has a single exon. Bases 1 to 513 code for a protein of 170 amino acids. Lineage: Eukaryota; Fungi; Ascomycota; Sordariomycetes; Glomerellales; Glomerellaceae.
AUGUCUCCCAACGCGACUGCCGCGGACCUCGCCGCCACCCACAAGAUGGAUCCUGAGGAGAACAACCAGCCGGGCCCUACCACUGGCAGCGCCAUUGCUACCCCUUCCGCUGCCUCUUCGGCUGCUGCUGCUGCUGCUGCCCAGUGUUUAUCCCCAGGUGACUACUCUGUCCUCGAGGAGGCGGAAAAGGCGAAGGAGGUUCAUAGACUUCAUAGCCUGAUCCAGGAGCAGCGCCGAGCCCAGCUCGAGGAGACGAAGCGUCUGAAGGAACAGGACCGAGCUGAGAAAGAGGAGAAGGAGCGCCUAGAGAAGGCGAAGGCGGCCCAGGAGGUCAAGGACAAGGAGCAGAAGGCUCGCAUCGAGCGAGCCAUUCAGGCCACUCCUGAGGAGCGUGCGGCCUACGAAACGGCCAUGAACAAUGUGGAGGACAGAAGAAACAGAGAGCGCUACCGGGCUAAUACGAUGGCCAGCAUCAAUGGCUAUCUCAAGCGCCAGGGUAUAAAGCGCAGAUGA